AUGCGUCUCACCCUCCUUUCUGCCCUCGCCCUCAGCGGCACCUUCGCCGCCAGCAACCCCGUUCCCAGCUCCGCUGGUCCUUACGCCUGCGGCGCCGCCUACACGGAACCAGACUUUGCCGGCGACGUCGAAUACCUCUGGCUAAAGGCGGGCUGCGUGAAUAUCCCGGAAGGUUUAGCUGGCAACAUCUCCUCGGUUCGCCAGACCGAUGAUUCUUCGAGCUACUGCAUGCUGUAUGCCGAGGCAGACUGUCCGCAGAAUGAUGAUGACGUUUUCCCCGUCUACAGCGGGGAUGAGUAUGCGAACAUGCCGAUAGAUUGGGAUGAUGUGCUGAAGAGUUAUGAAUGUGAUUACCUUUCGAACACCGACAUGACCAAGCGCGCGAACCGCGACGGCCCCUGGAUCCCGCCCAAGCACGGCUUCCACGACCCGCCUGCGACCCAAUCCAAGCGUACCGAACCCAAUGCCGCCAUCUUCCACAGCGAAUCUCACCUAUCCGGCUACACCCUCGAGGUUCCUUACGGCCAGCCCUCGUCCUGCGUCCCCCUGAGCAGCAUCUGGGACAAGGCUAUCCAAUCGCUGGAAGUCAUUGAGGGCAGUGAAUGCAGCUUUUACCAAUCCUACAACUGUACCGGAUCCAGCUUCACCGUCGCACCCCCGGCCGGCGUUUCCAAGUCCCUCCCCAACGGCUUCGAUAAGGCGAUUAGCAGUUACCAGUGCCACCCUGCGUCAAAUCAGUCCAUGGAAAAGCGCGAGGACGACGACGCCGUAUACUUCUACAAAGAGCAGGACCUAUGUGGUGAGAGCGAGGGUAUCGCGCCUGGCCACUUCUCGCUCUGCUACGACCUCCAAUACGACGUCAUUGGCGGCGGCGACUGGGACAACGUCGCGCGCUCGGUGAGGGUGAUAGAGGGCUGGAAGUGCACGUUUUAUGACGAUCAACGCUGCACAGGCCUCAACUUUGAGCUCGUCUCCAGUGCGGCCAGCACGCUCGAUGCUAGGUUCGACAGGGCGCUGAGUAGCGUUCGCUGCUGGCGCGAGGAGGGAGCCUCUCCCGCCGAGUCUAAGCGCAUGAUCCCGGUGGACGACCUCGAUCUCGUCAAGCGCGAUGACUAUGCUACGCAUCUGUUCAAGCAACAGGGUUUGGCAGGUGAUCAUCUGGAUAUCCGCCCGGGCACGGUUUGCAUUAACCUCUACAACGUAUUUGGGGGAUGGGAUAAUGCGGUGCGAUCAAUUCAAGUCACUGCUGGGAAUAAGUGCCAGUAUUGGGAGAACGAGAAUUGCGCAGGCAGUUCCUUCACAAUGACGCAGGGCGUCAAGAACACGCUCACUCCGGCAUUCGAUGCUAGCCUGAGUAGUGUGCAGUGCUGGUCUGUCUAGGUGGGCUAGCGCUAUCCACAGGGGUGGAUGUAGGCGUCACGGCGUACAUGGAGUUGUGAGGUGCUGGUGCCUCCAAGUGCUCGAAAAAGAUGACUUGAAUAGGUAUACCAUGCAGUCGAUCUCUUUUAGCUGAGCGAAUGUGUCCAGAGCGGGCAUACUUUCAUUCCCUGUUCUACUAAAUUUACUUUGGCCC
Messenger RNA from Mytilinidion resinicola, 1573 nucleotides. RefSeq lists its product as uncharacterized. The transcript has 5 exons. NCBI's taxonomy places the organism in Eukaryota, Fungi, Ascomycota, Dothideomycetes, Mytilinidiales, Mytilinidiaceae. The record is from RefSeq and is a predicted model, not a curated record. The coding region runs from base 1 to 1380 and encodes 459 amino acids.